Molecule: messenger RNA, 1471 nt
Organism: Tricharina praecox
Lineage: Eukaryota; Fungi; Ascomycota; Pezizomycetes; Pezizales; Pyronemataceae
Exons: 3
Coding region: 31-1104 (357 amino acids)
Biological process (GO): retrograde vesicle-mediated transport, Golgi to endoplasmic reticulum
Cellular component (GO): endoplasmic reticulum; SNARE complex
Molecular function (GO): SNAP receptor activity
Source: RefSeq, a predicted model, not a curated record
CCGUGGGAUAGGGUUGCAAGGGGUGCUGGCAUGGUGGAGCAUGGCUUCGCGGUAACAGCUAUCAUCUACAGCACCAUAGCUACAACCAAACCUCCGCAACCUACAGCAGUUCCCUCUUACACCCACAGCAGCAACAGAAACGGCAAGAUGGCGCGCACCUCCCCCCACACGUCCUUCGAGACUCCCGCAGUCGUCGCAAAGAACCUUUCCCGACUACUCACGCGACUGGACCAGAAGCUCGGGAGCACGCCUCGUGCGCCCAGCGCCGUCGAGCGCGCAAAGAUUGCGGCCAACCUAGAAUAUGCGCGGCGGCUGCUACACACGCUCGAGGCCGACAGCGCCACCAUCAGCUUUGCCGCGCGGCGACAAAAGAGCCUUGUAGAGCUUGGAACACAGAAGCAGGCGAUUCGACGGCUGAAUGAACGGUUACAGACGGCGGCGGCGGAGGUGGAGGAGGUGGAUGCUGAGGAUGCUGAGGAGGAGGGCGUCGAGGUGCCCGUGGAAGAUGCUACAGAGGACCUCUCCGAUGACGAUUAUGCUUCGCUCAAGAAGACGAAGGCGAAGCCGCAGCCUGCGGCUGAGGUUACGGCUGCUCCUACAUCCAUGCCAGCUACAGCUACGGGAACAACAACGUUGAAACCGCAACCAACCUCCACCACACCGGAGCUCCGCAACCGGAAGACUACAGCCGCAACGCAGCGAGACGAGCUCUUUGGCGCGUCAGCGACGACAACAGGCGCAAAGCACAGGGGGAAGGUAGAGAAGGCAUCAGAAGCGGCCGGGACGGAAGUGCUACUGGACAUGCAGCGCAGCGAGCAAGAAAAUAUCACCGAGGAUCUACUGCAGAUGGCGAAGCUGCUGAAGGAGAGCAGUCUCUCGUUCGGUGCGCACUUGGAGACCGAGAAGGGAUAUCUUGAUGCUGCUAAGGAGGGACUGGACCGCAAUGCUGCUGGGAUGACGACCGCGGGGAGCAAUAUGGACUCGCUGCGCAAGAAUGAUAAUGUCUCUUUCAUCUGGAGCUUGAUCUAUAUGGCGAUGAUCGUGGUUUUGGUGUUUCUGACGCUGUUCAUAUUGUUCUUUGCGCCAAAGCUGCGGUGGUGGUAGUUUUCUGUUGGAAUGGAAAUUGCUUGUGCGCGUGCGAGGUAGAGUAAGGGAGCAUGGCUACAGUGCGCAUCGUUUGUUCAGCCUGGUGAAGAACUUGAGAGCAUGGACCCAAAGUCAGAGAUGACCAGUCCUUCCGUGUAGGAAGGCGGGCGUGGGCAGGAGUGUAUCCAGACCACAUCAACCACUUUUGUUGGAAGGACUGUAGCAUAGCUCUCAACUAGACAGCCAAUCACAGUAUCCAUGAGUGGAAUUCCGGUGGUCCUAUUACUUCUGCUCGGCUGUUUUGGAUCCUUUUAUCAUCCCAUCUAGACAUCCACAAACUUCGCACAGACCUUACUUUGUUUGAUCAUCAUAUAUAGAAUGAUAG